Molecule: messenger RNA, 1017 nt
Organism: Quercus robur (English oak)
Lineage: Eukaryota; Viridiplantae; Streptophyta; Magnoliopsida; Fagales; Fagaceae
Exons: 3
Coding region: 1-1017 (338 amino acids)
Molecular function (GO): nucleic acid binding
Source: RefSeq, a predicted model, not a curated record
AUGACUACUGCUUUGAACCGAUUUAUCUCGAGGUCGGCCGAGAGGUGUCGUCCCUUUUUCCUUCUACUGCAUAAGUGGAAAGGAUUUGAGUGGACCGAGGAAUGUGCUGUGGCGUUUCAGCAGUUGAAGGAGUACCUGUCCAGGCCUCCUAUCAUGUCUAGUCCUGAGGUAGAUGAGGUCCUGUUUGCUUAUCUGGCAGUUGCCCCUCAUGUAAUUAGUUUUGUCUUAAUACGAGAGGACAACAGCGUCCAAAGACCAGUUUAUUACGUAAAUUGCACUGGGAGAAUUGCUAAGUGGGACACAAUCCUAGGUGCUUUCGACAUCAAGUAUAUGCUUCGCACCUCUGUGAAGGGCCAAGUCCUUGCCGAUCAGGUAGCUGAGUUCGCCGAGUGUCCAGAAGAAGCUAACAUGAAGCAAAAUGACAUGGAUGAAAAAUCGGUUGGUCUGAUCUCCACCCAAGGCGGUUCCUCCUGGAGAGUAUAUGUGGACGAAGAAGCAAACCAACAGGGGGCAGGAUUGGGGCUAGUUUUGAUAUCCCCUGAGGAGAUCAUCAUUGAGAGAUCCUUGAGUGACAUCUUGCCCGAAGAGAAAAUAGAAGUUGAGAAGAUACGGAGGAAAGCUCCUCGGUUCUGGUUAUCUGAGGACAAAAAGUUAUACAAACGGUCCUUCUUUGGGCCGUACCUACUUUGUGUACAUCCCGAGAUGUUAGAGUCACUCCUAGAGGAGCUGCAUGAAGGCAUUUGUGGAAGUCAUACAGGGAGAAGGUCCCUAUCACAUCGGGCCAUUACUCAAGGAUAUUGGUGGUCAAAUAUGCAGAAGGAAGUGCAGGAGUAUGUUAGAAAAUGUGACCGGUGUCAAAGGUUCGCUCCAAACAUCCACCAGCCUGGAGGAAUUCUUAACCCUCUAUCCAACGCUUGGCCUUUUGCUCAAUGGGGGCUGGAUAUUGUCGGCCGUUUUCCUAAAACCUUAGGAAACAAAAAGUAUCUGCUGGUUGGCACGGAUUAUUUCACUAAAUGA